Molecule: messenger RNA, 1753 nt
Organism: Diabrotica virgifera virgifera (western corn rootworm)
Lineage: Eukaryota; Metazoa; Arthropoda; Insecta; Coleoptera; Chrysomelidae
Gene: DPCoAC
Product: mitochondrial coenzyme A transporter SLC25A42
Exons: 7
Coding region: 314-1270 (318 amino acids)
Biological process (GO): transmembrane transport
Cellular component (GO): mitochondrial inner membrane
Source: RefSeq, a predicted model, not a curated record
UGUGUCUCAAAAUACUUCAACUGUCUGGUGGUCACGUUCAUUUCUCCGUGUAGUGUAUUGUUAGACAUUUUUUUUUCAUUUGACAGUAAAUCCUUGACAUUUUUUUGCGUUUUUUUGAGAAAUUUUUCACUUUGUACAAAAGUGAACAUAAUUGGCAAAUUUAAAUGUAAUAUAAAGCAUCGAGUUUUUAAUUUAUAUUUUAUUGUACGAUAGUAAUUAAGCUUAAAAGAACAAUGUAACAAUAAAUGGUAAAUUUCUGUUUUUUAUUAAAGGAAGAUCUAGAAAAAGAUAAGAUAACAAUAAAAUUGCCUUGAUGUCCAGGUCUUCCAAUAUGGUAUCUGCCGACAAAAGUAUUAAAAGUAAUAGUGAUUAUAGUCUAAGCAACACACACCUAGUUAUAACUAGUUUUACGGCGGGUGCGAUCGCUGGUGGUUUGGCAAAAACAACAAUCGCACCCUUAGAUAGGACUAAAAUUUAUUUUCAAGUAGGACAUAAGCCUUACUCAACGCGGAAAGCUUUUAAAUUUAUUUUGAAAACCUUACGGACAGAAGGAGUUUUCGCAUUAUGGAGGGGGAACAGCGCUACCAUGGCUCGAAUAAUACCUCACGCUGCAAUCCAAUUCACAGCUCACGAACAAUGGAAAAGAAUACUCAACGUAGAUAUCGGAGGGAGCACGCCUGUUCGACUAUUUUUAGCAGGUUCUCUUGCCGGAGUAACAUCACAAUCUAUUACCUACCCACUUGAUCUUGCUAGAGCCAGAAUGGCAGUUACUUCUAGGACGGAAUACUCGACAUUAAGACAGGUAUUCUUUAAAAUAUAUUAUAUUGAAGGAAUGAAACGAUUUUAUCGAGGAUAUAUACCUACAAUGUUAGGAGUAAUACCGUACGCUGGAGUCUCGUUCUUUACGUAUGAUACUUUAAAAAGACUGUAUAGAGAACACAUAGAAAACGUACCGACCCCACCGCCUGCCGCAUCGUUGGCGUUUGGUGCCGUAGCAGGGAUGUUGGGACAAACCUGCUGUUAUCCUUUGGACAUAGUUCGAAGAAGGAUGCAAACUGAUGUUAAUGGACGAUAUCCUAAUCUUUGGGGAACUCUCACAUAUGUUUAUAAGACUGAAGGUUUGAUAGGUGGUUUGUAUAAAGGUCUUUCGAUGAACUGGAUCAAAGGGCCCAUAGCCGUCGGCAUUAGUUUCGCAACGUACGAUAAUACAAAAGACUUCUUGCGUAAGGUUGUCGUAAAAUAUAGGAGGAAAGUAUUACACAUAGAGUAGAUAUUUCGAGUUGAGCGAAUAGACCGAGUAAUUUUACCUGCGAAAUAUAUUUUUAACGGCAUAUAGUCCACAUUACAUCGUCCUUUUUCAAAAAUGAUUACAAAAGUCGUAAAAAUGGUUUUAAUUGCUUCGUUUGAGAAGUCUAGUACUUUCUGAAAAUUUUAAGAGUGCAGGUUGGACGCGUUUCCGCACGCCCCACGCCUAAACCUGUACUCUAGAGCGAUAAGGUUUUGUGAUUGCAAAACUAUAAUUUUUAAUAAUUGAUGGAUUCGACCGUUACUUGAUGGAAGUUCAUUUUAUCUAACAAUAAAACACUGAAAACGUUUGUUUUCUAUACUUCCACAAAAUUUAUUACAACUAAGUGACUACAGCUGUUUCGGCAGAGUGCCUUUCUCAAGUGAUAUAGUUUACAAUGUGUUUGCCUUUUUAAUUCUUUAACUGAAGAGGUUGAGGAGUGGGGAGCUGUUUGUCUCGAGUUGGUCA